Geodia barretti is the source of this 1914-nucleotide messenger RNA. The record is from the annotation of a GenBank genome assembly. NCBI's taxonomy places the organism in Eukaryota, Metazoa, Porifera, Demospongiae, Tetractinellida, Geodiidae.
AUGAGUGAGGCUAAAGACAUGGCAACUUUCCAGGAUAUUCAGCGGAGCUACCCUCCCGGGGAAGAGAUGGUGGUACAUUACGUCAUAGACCCAGGCUCGGAGCUACAGACCAGCAAGAGGGACUGGGUCGGUCUGUUUCGAGUCGGCUGGACCUCCAGUAGAGACUACUACACCUUCGAGUGGGCCACUCAGCCUGACGCCGACACCAAAGAGGGCUGCGUCACAUUCGCCGGCCGUCGUCUCCCGCCCGAAGACGGUCAUUUCUACCAGCUCUGCUUCGUCAGUCGGGAUGGAGCCGUACGGGGCGCCAGCGCUCCGUUUCAGUUCGCACCUCUCAGCGUCUCCCUGGACGACAUGGAGCUGGUGGAGGUCACGGACGACAGCAUGAAGAGCAUAAUGGUUCUACAGAAGAAGCCCAAGAAGGAAGAAAUGGAGUCGUUGCGUCGCGAGGUACGCGCGGAAUUGGGCGAAGAGCUGACCGCGGCGAAGGCCGAGAACGAAGCGCUCGCUGGCGAAAAUGCAGGUCUCCGUCAGAAAUUCGAGGCAGCCACUUCUGCCGCUCAGGGUCAGUUAGUGGCGCUGAAUACGGAAGUGAACGCCCUGAAAGAGGAAAUUGAAAGGGCUAGGAAGGAGACAGAGGAAGAGAAGAGAAAAUCUGCAGAGAAAGAUGCUCGUGUCGUAGAGCUGGAACGUGAGGUUGCCAUUAAAUGCGAGGCUGAGCAACGGCUCACAGAGCAGGUGAAGCGAGAGCAGGCGAGGAACCAGGAGCUCCUGACGGCCAAGGAGAGCGAGGAACAGGAGGUGAAGGUGCUGAAGGGACGCGUGUCAGCAGUAGAGGGGGAAUUGGUGGUGGUAACGAGUGAGGCUGAAGAGCUGAGGCAGCAGAUAAGGAUCAAGGAAUCACAGGUGGACGAUCUCCGUAGACUGGUGGGCACACGAGGCGAGGAGCUCGAGCAAAUCACCGAGAAAUUGGAGACGGCAGAAGCGACGAAUGCAGAGCUCCAUGCAGUGUGUGCGGAGCUGAGGGGCAGAGUGCAGGAAAGCCAGGGAGAGCAGCUGCAACAACAGAGCAGUCUCAGUGCCAACAUCAGUGCUGCACUCUCACAGAAAGACGAGCAGAUUGAGAAGCUGGAGCAGGAGUUAGCUUGUACGCAGGCCAACAUAGUGGAACUGGUGGGUGCACGGAAGGACAAGAACCCCCAGCCCAUGCCUCCCCCGCCCCCUAAUGUUGUCGACAAGGGAGCAUAUGUUGCACUCCAGCAGGCAUACGAAAACCUUGAGAAGUAUUAUUCCGAGGAAAGGGAGAAGAACGUGAGAGUUUUGCUUCAACUGAAGAAAUUCCAGGAGGAAAGCGCAAGGCUUCAAAGCAACCACGAUAAAAUGGUGGAGCGAGUGAAGCAUUGUCAAGCCGAGUAUACAGCAAAGGCACAAGAGUGCGUCGAACUGCGACGAAAACUAAAGAAAGAAGGGAUCCCUGCCACUCCACCAGCAGCCCAACAAGAGCACGAGGAAAUGGUCCAAAAUUGUGAAAAAGCCGCAGCCGAGUUGAGUAUUCGCAGGAAGGAGCGCACCGACAUGGAGAGCAAAAUCACUGCCCUGGAAAUGGAGCUGGCCCAAGCCAAACAACGCUACCUGGGCCUUGAAGAUCGCCAUGACAAGAGAAUUUCAGAGAAGAACGAAGAAAUUCAACGACAGAAGAUGGUGUUUGAAGAGAAAGCGAAAGAGUACGCAGCCCUCCUGACUGAAAGAGAUCACCUGAAGGCCAAAGUGGCUCAACUCUCAGAGAGCGUGAAGAGAAGUGACAAAAGUUCUCGCAGCUGCCCCAUGUGCAACAUGAAGUUCCCUCUCCGAACGUCAGAGCAAGAUUUCGAGAAACAUGUCAACACACACUUCGAAGAAGAAGAAACUGUUUAA